AUGACUGAGUAUUACUUUUUUGGUAUCACAAAUGGAUUCAUUCGUACUGCAAUACCUUUUCAACCCUUCAAGGACAGUAGUAUGCAUCUUCGAGUAAACUUUUUCUCGCAAGCAGAAUCAGCCCUUAUUUGGAUUUGUUCGGGAACAGAUAAUAGUCGAUCAGAAUUGCAAGAUAAAAACCGAAUCAGCCAAUUGAUCAAGCAGUAUCAGAAUUGUACUCGAGUAUAUGGAAACUUAGAAAUUACUCAUAUCAGACAUGAACAUCUGAAUGGAUCUGAUUCUGAGCAACUUUUUACUUUUUUAGAUCACAUACAACAGAUCACAGGUUACUUAUUGAUUUACGGAAAUGAUUUUGAUCGGAUUACCUUACGAAAUUUGGAAAUAAUUUGGGGAGAUACAAAGCAUGAUAACAAAGCUGCAAUACAUAUAAGUAACAACAAUAAUCUCAAAUAUGUCAACAUGCCAAAAUUACGAAGUGUUGAACGUGGUGAUGUGGUGCUUAUGUAUAAUCCAUAUCUCUGUAAUUGGAAUACUACUGUAUCCUAUAGUGAAAUUCUCGGUGAAAGCAGUAAUUCACGAGUGAGAUUCAUUGGUAACUUCGAAAAAUGCAGCUUGAAUGAAUCAAAGUGUGCACAAAAAUGUGGCGAUCACUGUUGGGGACCAGAAAAAGAUAUGUGUCAAAUAGUCUAUCGAGGAAUAUGUCCCAAAACUUGCUCAUCACAAAUGUGCUAUCGGUCUGCUGAUAACGAAACUCACUGCUGUGAUGAUGCUUGUGCUGCUGGUUGUUUUGGUGAAGGCAAAAGUUCCUGCAUUGCCUGUGCCAAGCUAGAGCAAGACUCGAAAUGUGUAGACAAAUGUAAUGGUUUGACCGACUAUGAUAGAACGUUAAAAAUGACUGUAAACCAUUCAAAUCCACGAUAUACUUAUGACCGGUAUUGUGUAGAGCGAUGUCCAGAUGAAACGCUCAUUCAAGGAGAGCACUGCGUAGUGCAUUGUACAGAAGGUUAUUGGCAUGAUCCUGAUAAAAACAAUCGUAUUUGCGAAAAAUGUAUCAAUGGGAUAUGCCCAAAAACAUGUUAUCUAAAUGAACCAAUUGAUUCGAGUAAUAUUGGAAGCUUAGAAAAUUGCACUCUCAUUGAAGGUUUUAUUUUGAUUCUUCGGCAUCCAUUCGAGGAUCAUCGAAAAUUUUUCUCUGAUGGGAGUGCUCCAAUCAACAUACCAGCACUAACAACACAAAUGCUUCAAGCCUUAAGUAAAGUAAAAAUUGUUACCGAAUAUGUAGAAGUUCAAGCAGCUGAAUUCUCGCCACGGUCGUUAAGUUUCUUAGCAAGUUUGACAACUAUUGAAGGACGAAAACUUUCUGAUCAUUAUGCAUUAUCAGUGACUAGCAACUUAAAUUUACGAGAACUUGGUUUACGUUCUUUACGUAAGAUAAGCAAUGGACGUGUUUACAUUGGAAGCAAUCCUGUACUUUGUUACGUAGAUACUAUGGAACAAUACUGGAAGGAAAUUAUACAAAUGAAUACAACGAGUGGUCCACUGGCAAAAAUUACUGGAAAUCGUGAUCGUUCCUUAUGUGAAAUGUUAAAACAAGUUUGUGAUAAAGCUUGUAAUGAAACAUAUGGUUGCUGGGGAAUGGGACCAGAAAUGUGCGUGAAAUGCGCUGGUUAUGAUAUGGGUGACAAAUGUUCCACUUCUUGUCCAUCUGAAGGGUAUUAUGUGGAGGGAAACAAAUGCCAAAAAUGUCAUCCUCAGUGUAAAACUUGCAAUGGGUCAGGUCCACUGAACUGCUUGGAAUGUGUAAAUGUUCGGAUCCAACAAGGUGAAGGAUGGGAAUGUUUGGCCGAAUGUCCGAAGACUCAUUACACUGAAGGAAAUGUUUGCUGGCCCUGUAGUGCUGCUUGUUAUGAUUUUGGAUGCACAGGUCCUAAUGAAUUUCUCGGUUUGGGUGGAUGCAAUAAAUGCCGUUAUGCUAGACGUUCUUAUGAUAGCGGUGAUCAGACGUUACUUUGCUUAUACGCUUUGGGUAAAGCCAAAGACGUUUGCCGAGAUAAUAAUUUGACUCGAUACUUUGCUGCUGCCACGUUUAAUGAAGCAUUUGUGGCUGAAUUUGAAUGUCAUCAGUGUAGCGAUGAAUGCCUGAACUGUUCUGGUUAUGGUACCUCUGUGUACCGCCAUAAAUGUCAAUGUGCACAUUAUCUAACUAAAACAGUAUCUGGCAAUGAGUACUGUACAAUGAAAUGCGAAGAAGAUUCAUUUAUGAUUCGACCUAAAUCAGCUGAUGAUAUUGGUGAAUGUGAACGAUGCAAUGAGCUAUGUGAUAUGUCAGCAGGAUGCACUGGGAGUUCUUCUAAAAACUGCUCUCGAUGCGCGAAAGCUGGAGUUCUAUUUGGAGAUCAGCUGGUCUGUUAUGAGCAGUGUCCACCCGAAAGUCCAUUUAUAUCAAGUGAUAAGAUAUGUUAUACUUCUGAUCCAGCAAUUUACGCUGCCAAAAGGAAAAUGUUUAUUACCGUAAUUAUUAUAUUAUGUGGAAUUGUUUUCAUUUCCACUUUGGCGAGCAUCACAGUAAAUUGUAUUAAGUACAAGAAAAGAUAUAAAAAAGAAUUAGAGAUGAAUUUACCAACAAUUCCUGAAUGUGAGCCUAUGGACCCUACAGCUAAGCCUAAUAUGACUCGACUUUGCAUUAUUACUAUGGAAAAUCUCGAAAAAACACAACAAUCCCUUGGACAAGGCGCUUUUGGAACUGUUUAUUUGGGUUACUGGUGGCCAAAAGGUCGAGAAGAAGGUGAAAGGUUAGCAGUUGCAAUCAAGGUAGUUCACGAUGGCAGUGGCACAGCACAACAAGAGAUGCUUCAGGAAGCAGGCAUAAUGGCUUCCAUGCGACACGAACAUUUGCUGCGACUUGUUGGUGUAUGUCUUAGUGAAGGCAUGCAUAUUGUGACCCCGAUGAGACCCCUGGGAAGUCUCAAGAAUUAUCUCAAAAAACAUGGCCAGAAACUUGGAUCUAGAGACCUUCUACUAUACUGUUAUCAGAUUUCAUCGGUACAAACUUUUGAUUUUGCAUUGUUAUCACUUUAUCAGUUUUAUAACAUAGAUGACAACAGAGCGAUGGAAUAUCUUUACAAAAACCGCUUGGUGCAUCGAGAUUUAGCCGCUCGAAAUGUAUUGGUAAAACGAACUAAUCACGUUGAAGUUACUGAUUUUGGGCUUGCAAAAUUGCUAGAAAAAGGCAAAAGUGAAGUAAUUGUUUGCGGAAAGGUAGCUGUAAAAUGGUUAGCACUGGAAAGUUUAGAAAAGCAAAUUUAUACUCAUUACACGGAUGUUUGGGCAUUUGGGGUUACUUGCUGGGAAAUUCUAACAUUUGGCCAAACACCCUAUCAAAGUAUACCACCCGAUCGUGUUAAACAACAUUUGAUUAAUGGAAAUCGUUUAGAACAACCAAAUAAUUGUGCUCAAGAACUGUACCAAACACUUUUACAAUGUUGGUUGCAAAAUCCAGAAUCAAGACCAAGCUUUGUAAUCCUCAAGGAGGAGUUCAAUCAGUACUGUAAAGCACCUCAUCUCUAUGUUUUGGAUCGCUAUCAUAAGCAACAGCUUCAAUCAGUAUCACAUGGCGAUCAUCAUGAAUUAAUUAAUGAACUGAUGGAUGAAAAUGAUCUGCCUGAUCAGAUUAAAACUUCUGAAAAUACUCAAGCGACGACAUCUACUUUAUUACCUCCAUCUCCAACGACACCUUCUUGGGUAACAUUCCAGCAGAGUGCUGCUAGUAUUCAAGAAGAUCAGCAAGUAAGAGGCUUUGAUUCUGCACGUUAUCAAAGUGAUCCUGUGUGUGAGGGACGUACACAGCUAGGAAUGGAUGAAGGCAAUUAUUUAGUACCAAAUAAUAGACAAUCUAUUUUAUACACUCCUAUUAUUGUACGUGAAAAUGGCGAGACAGAACUGAUGAAAAUCUCGGGGUAUUAUAACGAAAAAAUUGCUGGCGAUUAUUAUAAUCAAUUAAAAACACUUCCAGAAGAAUCAGAUGAGUCUCCCUCUCAAGAAAGUAGGAUAAAACCCUCAAAAUUUAACACAUAUCAAAACGAUUAUUAUUUUGCAGAAAAUGAAACUGCUUUAUGA
This is a messenger RNA of Thelazia callipaeda (thelaziosis nematode), 4116 nucleotides long. NCBI's taxonomy places the organism in Eukaryota, Metazoa, Nematoda, Chromadorea, Rhabditida, Thelaziidae. The record is from the annotation of a GenBank genome assembly.